UCUGACGCUGUGACGUUCCGCUGGCUAUUUCCGCCGCAUGAAGUCCGAUAGACUAACUACACCUAUAGGUACUGAAACCGGAGUCAGUGUCAAAGACGUCAGUGCAGGUCAGAGUUAGCGGAGCAGCUGCAGCAGCAGCGCAGCAAGGGCGAAGGCGGAGGAGGACUGCAGGGACAGUAGAAUCGUCGUGUAACAUACAUACCUACCCAGGUGGCUAGGUAGUUGGCAGAAGGUGCGUGCCCUGCUGUUACACACCGUGUGUCCCGUCCCUCUGCCCCCGCCAAUCCGUACACCUACGGUGUAAUGUAACAGUGCACACAUACCUAUACUUAGAAGUAACACCUGCAUACAAAUUGAAACGAAAUACAGUGUGGCUCAAGCAUUUAUAUCAAUACCUAUUCACUGCAUCUGACUCGAGGAAAAAAAAAAAAAAAACUAAAAGAGGAGGAACUCUCGGAGAAGAGGCCGUAGUUAUAUUGAGUAUAUACGUGUGUGCAGUGUCAGAGAAGAAGAAAAGGAGCCAGAUAGUAGGCCGGGAGUUGGCAAAAUAACGAAAAUGGCGGACGUCGAGCUCAACAUCGACAACCUGAUACAGAGGCUGCUGGAAGUUUACCAGCAACAGAAAGAUAGUGAUCAACAAGUUCAGAUUCAAACAGUUCAGAAGAAAGCCAAGCUUAAAGAUAAGAUUUUUUCUUCCGAAAAAAGCGUUCGAGGAUGUCGACCAGGAAAAUCAGUGAUUAUGACAGAGGCAGAGGUACGAGGGCUCUGCUUGAAGUCCCGCGAAAUUUUUCUGCAGCAGCCGAUACUCCUGGAGCUCGAGGCUCCGCUCAAGAUCUGUGGUGACAUCCACGGCCAAUACACGGAUCUCCUACGGCUAUUUGAAUACGGUGGCUUCCCACCCGAGGCGAACUAUCUCUUCCUAGGUGAUUACGUCGAUCGGGGUAAACAGUCCUUGGAGACGAUAUGUCUUCUGCUGGCUUACAAGAUCAAGUAUCCGGAGAACUUCUUUCUGUUGAGAGGCAACCACGAGUGCGCCAGCAUAAAUAGGAUAUACGGCUUCUAUGAUGAGUGCAAGCGCAGGUAUAACAUAAAGUUGUGGAAGACGUUUACGGACUGCUUCAAUUGCCUGCCGAUUGCGGCUAUCAUCGACGAAAAGAUAUUCUGCUGUCACGGUGGACUAAGUCCCGAUCUUCAGGGUAUGGAGCAAAUAAGACGAAUCAUGCGCCCUACAGAUGUACCUGACACUGGUCUUCUCUGCGAUUUGUUGUGGUCGGAUCCUGAUAAAGAUGUCCAGGGCUGGGGAGAAAACGACCGAGGCGUAUCAUUCACCUUUGGACCAGAUGUGGUGUCAAAGUUCCUGAACCGUCACGAUAUGGAUCUGAUCUGUCGAGCACAUCAGGUCGUCGAGGACGGUUACGAGUUCUUCGCCAAGCGUCAGUUGGUCACUCUGUUUUCGGCACCCAACUACUGCGGUGAAUUCGACAAUGCCGGUGGCAUGAUGAGCGUCGACGAGACCCUCAUGUGCAGUUUCCAGAUUCUCAAGCCAUCAGAAAAAAAGGCAAAAUAUCAGUAUGGUGGCAUGAACGCCGGACAAGCAGGCAGUCGGCCAUCGACUCCACAAAGGAAUCCGGCGAAGAAAAAAUGACCACCCACGGCCGAGCCCGCAUAGCCACAAACAUUGGCGUUCUAGACAGUUCCAGGACGUCAAGAUACCAAACCCUAAAUACCGAUUCGUCAGCUUAAACGUAUAAAAAAAAAUCUAUCCUUCCUUACAAUUGCAUCAUAUACGUUUGAAAUGGUAAUUGGGCAAACUUAUACUCCUACUUAUCGAAAAACUAAAAUAGUUUCAGACAAAGCAGUAAAUUAUGAAAUCGUGGAAUUCGUUGUUCUUUUUGUUCCAUUAUUUUUUACUACUCUAAUAAUUAUGAUUGGUUUAGCGACAAAAAGUCGUUAAUGUAUAUGCAUCCGCAAAUACACAUAUAUUCAUGAGCAUCGUGCGUUCGUGUUUAUAGUGUCAAUUAUUUUUCUCUAAAUAUUUUUUCCUAUUCAAUAAUUGGUAAAAAUGCUUUGAAGUAAACCAAUCUUGAAUAGCAGUGACUAUUUUGAAAAAAUUUUAAUACCCUGUUGCUAUGAUGUUAAAAAUUUUAGCAGUACUGGACGUGAGAAAUAAUUCAAGUCAUUAUUUUCAUUAAAUGUUUGUGCAAAGAUUGAGUCGAAUUAUUUUUAAUUAUUUUUUUUUUAGCAAAGCUAAUAAUUUAACUUCGGAAAAGGUCUUUUUAAUGUUUUACAUGAAAAUUACUUUUUUAAAUCUUUAUUGUUAAAUUUGUAUUAAUCAAUAAAGUGUGUUGAUGCCUCUUAUGAUAAAUCUCACCAUAAAAGAAAAAAAGAUAAUCACAUAUAGCUGUGUAAUCAUUGAUGUUUUCGAGAUUUAAUUUUCAAGGCACACUAAUGAUGUAUUAUUAACUGUGUUGUAUUCCAAGUGAAUCAAAACAGUCUUUAAUUAGUAAUUUUUUUCAUACAUUGAUUGAUGAAGGAGUGUCCAUAGACGAAUUCAUGUAAUCUACAAUAUACGUCAAAGUUGUAAAGAUUAUCUCCAAUUUUAUAUUCGUGCUGUAAUUUUUAUCGUUUAGAAAAAAGUUUUACAGAAAUUCUGUAUAUGUUAAUUAAUUAAUAUUUUAAAAAGAGAUGAAUUCAAAUGCAUGUACAUUUGCU
This is a messenger RNA of Copidosoma floridanum, 2712 nucleotides long. Its product is annotated as serine/threonine-protein phosphatase PP1-beta catalytic subunit. Gene Ontology annotation, molecular function: protein serine/threonine phosphatase activity. Gene Ontology annotation, cellular component: cytoplasm; nucleus. Lineage: Eukaryota; Metazoa; Arthropoda; Insecta; Hymenoptera; Encyrtidae. The record is from RefSeq and is a predicted model, not a curated record.